Messenger RNA from Caenorhabditis remanei, 1635 nucleotides. RefSeq lists its product as uncharacterized. The coding region runs from base 1 to 1635 and encodes 544 amino acids. The record is from RefSeq and is a predicted model, not a curated record. NCBI's taxonomy places the organism in Eukaryota, Metazoa, Nematoda, Chromadorea, Rhabditida, Rhabditidae. The transcript has 5 exons.
AUGAACGUCAACGGAACUCCAACUGCGUCAUCGGCUCCAGAAGUUAUUAUUUUGGACGAUGGUUUAGGAGACCAAGCUGGACCACCACACGGAAUUCACACGGACAAUAAGAAGGAUCUUCAGAAUAAGGCUGUUGAUGAUGUCGCUGCGACCAUGGGCCCCGGAAUCACUCCAAGGAAAAAUACCAACGUUUGGAACUUCAAGAGAAUCAGUGAUCAAGACAUUGGUCUCAAGACUGGAUUGAUGGCUCAUGACCCCGUGAAUUCACAGGGUUCGCAGAACCCUUUUAAUAUGACACAUCUUAUGUCUGCACCAGGAAACAACUUCCCCGCACCACAACAAAAUUUUGGAGCACAGAUUUCAAACCCAAUCCGCCCGUCAAUCAAUGGAGGAAAUAGUCUAGAAACCGUGAUAGACCAGAAACAUGUCAUUCAAAAAGCGGGUGGUCUUCACAAAGAUCCCAAAGUUCAAGCUGGAUUCUCUUCAAAUCAUCAGAACUUCAAUGGAAUCAAUGUUCAAAUGGCUGGUCAACAGACUCUGAUAACUCCAGAACUUCACUCAAACUAUCGUUUUUCGCGAAAUCCCAGUGCGGUUGCAGGAGGAAACCUCGGUGUAUUCGAAAAACAAGCUGCGCCCCCAAGUAUCUUCCCACAAAACAUUAUGUUCGGCAACCAUGAUCCUCAGCACCAAAGGCAACUGCUAUUUCCGUUCCCAGUGACGAUUGAAGGUCAUAUAAAUCUUCUUAACAAGUGCAAUGAGCAACACCAACUAAUAGUAAUGUUGAAUGGAAAAAUGAAUCAAAAGCAUCGGGAAUCCGAAGCUAAAAAAGUGAUCACUGCGGCAGAAAUAAACAAUCUGAAAAAGCGAUUGAGCGAUCAGAAUGUACUCGUUCAAGGGAAAGCUAUUUUAAUUGCUCAGAUGGAUGACAGAAUGAAGAGACAACAAGAACAAGAAUUGGAGAAGAAUUCGGAAACUGAGACAUUAAAGAAAGUAUUGGAAGAAGCAGGAAAUAUAAUUAAAUCAAAAAAUCAAGAAAUUGGAAAGUUAAAGCAAGAAAUAAAAGAUCACAAAGCGAAUGCUGAGUUUAAAAAAAAAGAAAUAAUUGAUAAGGAGAAAGAAAUGGACGAACAAGUGACCAGUCUGAAGGAUGAGUUGGCGGCUGCUCAGAAGACUAUCGAAAUGAAAGAAACAACCAUUAUGACGCAAGAAAAAAUUCACAAGAAUAAAGAGAGUGUGUGGGAAAAGGAAAAGAAUCUUGAAAAAAGAGUUCUUGAAAAUAACAUUUCGGCUCAAAACCGUAAUCAUCAAGCGGAGAGGAACAAAUGGAAUGAAGAAAAAAGGAAGUUAAUGGAGGAUCUCAAAGACGCUAUCUCGAGGAACGAUAUUCUCGAAGUCGAUUUUGAGAUUCUUCGAGAAAAAGAAGCAAGAAAACAGGCGGAAGGUCAAGAGUUGUCAAGGCAAUUCUCCAGAUUCUUUGGUAAAUCCAUUAUCGAUGGUGCUCAGUGUGAAAAUGAGGAAAAAACCGAUCUGGAGAGCACAAAAAGAGUUGUAAAAGUGGAAGCGACCAAACGGAGUCUUGAAAAUGAAAAUGAUGAUGAUCAAGGAUGGAAUAAAGAGAAGAAAGUAAAAUUGUGA